Messenger RNA from Owenia fusiformis, 2672 nucleotides. NCBI's taxonomy places the organism in Eukaryota, Metazoa, Annelida, Polychaeta, Sabellida, Oweniidae. The record is from the annotation of a GenBank genome assembly.
AAAACAGAUUGAAUAAGUCGACGAAACUUAGGAGUGCUCUUUAUAUCAAUAUUUCACACAGACUAUGUCACAGGUUGGGUGCUACCUGAUAUCAAUCGAACGGUGAAAUAUAUAACUAAUACAAAAAUGUACUUUUAAUGAUUUGAUAGACAUAUGUUCCAUGAAAUAGACGAUUGAAGUCAAUGUUUACAUUUGAUUUUUUGCCAAAUGGAUUAACAAAGAAAAUCAGCUGUUCACAUGAUCUAGAACUUGUGGCCAAUAGAUUUGGAAACGGACUUAGUAUUGAGCAACACAGUGAAAUCUCGAAAUUUGGACUGAACGUAAAAUGGCUCGGGCAGUUAAGCUAAAAGAUGAUCAGAUCUGUAUAUUGGACUCUUUGGAAGAGCAAGAUGUUACAGAACCCUGCUUCCCCACCAGGAAUUCUAACAUUACACAUCACCCACCUUCAAAAACUAACCGUCCUCGAGCAUCCACCAGUUUUAAUACAUCGCCUAAAAACAAGGCCAAAACAAGUAAAGAUUCCUUAGAAGAGACUGAAAUCUUAGACUUUACAAUCCUUCAGGAUGACACCAAUCCACUCAUUAAGGAGCCCACCAGUGAUAUAAGUGAUGUUAAAACUACAGAUGGGCCUACUGGCUCUGACGUAAGUCAACCAAAUGGUGCUAAUGUGACAGAUCCAACUCAUGUUGAAGCAGAUGUGAAGCUCAUGAGUAAAAUGGAAGGGGGAGAAACAAAUGACACAACACCCGGUCAAGCUGAAGGUGCCGCAGGCGGUGAUCCACACGCUAUACCAGAUGUUGCUAUCCAAGGUGCCAAUGUAGUAGACUUAGAAGACAGUAUGAAACAACUCUAUACUGAGGAACAUCACCUCACAUCUGUUCCUGAGCGAUUAGAAAUUGAUGAGUUGCCAAAACCUCUAUCAAAAUGCCACAUCUUUCUUCUGAAUCUGUCCUGGUAUGGACUCAGUCUUAUGUUUCUAAUUCUCUCCGUGGAAGUUGUCCCUGCUCAAAUUCACGCCAUGGUGGGAACAACAGGAAAGGGACGGUGGCUGGGUGGCAUGGUAGCAGGGGGUGCAAUUGUGACGUUCAUUAGUGGUCCUCUUGUGGGAAUGAAGAGUGAUAGACUGGUCUCAAAGUGGGGAAAGAGACGUCCAGUCAUGCUUGGCGCUACCCUCAUGCUUAGCCUUGCCCUGUGGGGAAUGGCCUUUAGUGCCCCUAAAGUAAUGUUGCAAGCUCCGUUGAAUACCAAUACCACAAAUGCUACAAAUGUGUGCAUGAUAGACCUGGUUGAACAAAGGUGUAAGCCAUACUUGAACACAACAACCUAUCUCCCACUGGCAUACACCAAUGGCCACCACCAUAAAGAUUCAGUGCCUCAACAACAAGGUGGCGUAAAUAUCCCCGAAGUUAAUAAGAAAAGUGGUCAGGAUACCAACUUUGAUGUGAUUGAGGAGGAGCGCUUUGGAAAUAUAGGCCUCUAUAUCGGAUUCUACUUACUUGUUAUCACGUGUUUCACAUGUGUCACUGUGCCUCUAAAUGCUCUUAUUGCUGAUAAAUCAAGACCUGAACAGAGAGGUCUCAACUCAGGUGUCAUGGGCUUCAUGAUCCUCUUUGGGAACAUUUCUGGUGCUGCAGUUGGACUGUUCUUCCUGCAAAUGGGUGUAUUCAGUGUCUAUGGGUGUGUGACAGGAGUUGUGGUGAUAACUGUACUCAUCACAGUGUUCACAACACCAGAGGAACCAGCCAAACCCAUACACGAACCCAUAGAAUGGAGGAAGAUCUUAAAAGGCUAUUGGGAGCCUUUAAAAGACCAUGACUUUAGGUGGGUGUUUUUCACCAGAUUCCUGAUGCAGCAGGGUGUCUCCACUGUUACAGGAUUUCUGGAAUAUUGGUUGUCUGAUAUGGUCAACCUUCCAUACUGCUGGUCCCCUGAACGUUCUGUUGCUCUAAUGCUGCUUCCAUUGCUUGGUGCAGCAGCCAUAAGCUCCAUAGCUUGUGGUAUUGUAUCAGAUAGAAUUGGGCGAAGAAAACCUUUAGUUAUUACAUCAGCAUUAAUGAUGUGCAUAACAACGAGCAUAUUGUCCUUCAUGAGGGGGGAGUAUGCAUACUAUGUUGCAAUAGCCCUGUCAGUGAUCUAUGGUAUGGGUCUGGGGUCUUUCCAAGCUGUGGACUUUGCCUUGGUAAUGGAUGUACUUGAUGAUGACAAGGAUAAAGCUAAGGAUAUUGCAGUUUGGUCUCAGGCCAUGAUCCUCCCACAGGCCCUUGCUACCCCAAUAGGUGGCGUGCUGUUAGAUGUGUUUGAACGUAUAGACUGUGAGCUGGGCUUGGGUUAUAUUAUUCUCUUCCUGCUCUCUUCUUUCUACUUCUUCCUGAGUGGAGUAUUCGUACUGAAAAUUAGAGGAGUAAAGUAAAUUAAAAGAACAGCUAAGAUCAGUGAGAAUUAGAACAGUAGAGGAGUGAGAUAGAUUAACAGGAUAGCUAAAAUGAGUGAGAACAAUACAUAGAACAGCAAUUAAACCAGUGAUUUAGAAACCAGGGAAUAAAAGGUCCACAUAUAAACACACAAUUGCCAUAUAUGGUCAUUGGCGGCAAAGCUAGCAAUGAGGCAGGCAAGCGAGACUACUUUUUCAAAAUUUUACAGAAAAAUCGACUUAGGUUGAAAUUACAUCACAU